CUAGGUGGGUUCAGGCAGAAUGUAGGAGACUGGGUGACACUGAUAAUCCUGAAGUCAGUGAACUUUUGAGAACAGCAGUGCGCUGCCUCAAAGAAAGGCUUGUCCUUUUCAAGUAUUGUGCAGAAGAGGUGGCAAAUAUGAGGCAUAAUGCAUUAUUUAGGAGGUUUAUAAGUGCUCUUACCCGUGGAGGACCUGGUGGAAUUCCCAGACCCAUUGAAGUACAUGCUCAUGAUCCCUUACGUUAUGUAGGUGACAUGCUAGGGUGGCUACAUCAGGCAUUGGCAUCUGAAAGAGAACUUGUCCUUGCAUUGCUAGAUCCAGAUGCAGUGGUUGAUACUGGCCCGACUGCACGCCAAUUCUCCUCCAAAGGUUUAGAGAGUGAUAUAGGAAAAAAUGAGACUGACUUGACGUUUGUUCUAGACAGGAUUUUUGAAGGAGUUUGCCGGCCAUUUAAAGUUAGAGUUGAACAAGUUUUGCAGUCGCAACCUAGUUUUAUAAUUUCAUACAAACUUAGUAAUACCCGGGAGUUUUACAGCUUUACUGUGAGUUGA
Molecule: messenger RNA, 551 nt
Organism: Camellia sinensis
Lineage: Eukaryota; Viridiplantae; Streptophyta; Magnoliopsida; Ericales; Theaceae
Source: RefSeq, a predicted model, not a curated record